AUGAACCUCGCUCGUGUCAAAUCAUGUCUGGAGGCCAUGCACCAAUUUGGCCAAGUCAUAGAGAUCUUUCUCAACGUUUCAGACGCGGUCGCCUUCGUCUGGGGUCCUAUGAAGUUCAUCUUGUUGACGGCUAGCACAUUUGCCGACUCAUUCGAACAACUUCUGGACGCAUAUGAGAGAAUUGGCGAACAGCUACCGUUGCUGGUCGAAUACGAAUCAUUGUUUCACAAAUCGCCCCAUAUGAUUGACGCCUUGGAGAUGAUGUAUCUGGACAUCUUGGAUUUCCAUCAACAAACGCUCAAGUUCUUUUCGGGCAGAUUAUGGACUCGGUUCUUCAAAUCCAUGUGGAAGAACUUCCAUACGAAGUUUGAGGGAGUUUUGAGUAGUCUUCGCCGGCACAAAGACAUAGUUGAGUGCCGUGCUAGUCUCGCCCAAUACCGACUCUACCAGGACGACGUAGCCGACUUCCGGGCGAAGCUGGAAGAGAAUGUCAAACGAGAAGAGACCAAGAAGCUGAUGCUCGUCAAAGACUGGCUGGCUGUUGGAGACUUACCUCGAUUCGAUCAUGACAGCUUCUGCAAGAUACGGAGCGAAUGCGCGACCACUGCCAAGUGGGUAACACAGCACGAAACCAUCAAACAUUGGAUACACUCCGAUAUCCCGAACAGUCCCGUCGUCUGGAUCUACGGAAUACCAGGAGCCGGCAAAACGAUACUGGCAUCGGCCAUCGUCGAAGAGUGCAAGGCCAGGCCUGACUUCAUCACCUGCUUCUUUUACUGUCACGAUGGCGAUCCAACGAGUAGCACCGCGGUCGGUUUACUGAAGGGCCUGGCAGAUCAACUACUAGACCAUUAUCCACAGAUGCUGCCUCCCUGCUACACACGGCGUAGCUCGAGUGGAGAACCGUCCCUCAGAUCUCUCAACCAAGCGAAGAGGCUUCUUGAAGACUUUUGCUUCACCAUAUCCAAACUCUUCAUCAUCGUUGAUGGGCUGGACGAGUGUGAAGGGGCGGAGAGAGGCCAAGUGUUGGAUGUAUUAACCGAACUCGUAGGUCAGCGUGAUGCGGUUGAUCCGGGCACUAUCCGCCUUUUGAUCGCGAGUCAAGACCACGCCGAUAUAAGGAGAAAGCUUCACGGCUCCGCUAUUACCAAGAUGGCGCCCAAGAUUCUGCAGAUCUCGGAAAAAGACAACGAGGGCGACAUCAAGGCCUACACCAGGAUGUGGGUAGAUCGAAUUGAGGCAAAGUUUCCAUUGUUCACGGAAGACAUGAAAGAAUACCUUCGUAACCUUAUCGUGGCUAACGCAAAAGGGUCUAAUUCUAAGGCAGGCAUGUUCCUUUACGCCAAAUUGGUUUUGCUCGACCUUCACGCGUGUAUGACGCUAGCGGAGCUUUUGGACUAUAUCAAGACCGAGAACUUUCCUUCAGGACUCGCACAAGCGUAG
Molecule: messenger RNA, 1443 nt
Organism: Alternaria viburni
Lineage: Eukaryota; Fungi; Ascomycota; Dothideomycetes; Pleosporales; Pleosporaceae
Exons: 6
Coding region: 1-1443 (480 amino acids)
Source: RefSeq, a predicted model, not a curated record